Ceratina calcarata is the source of this 519-nucleotide messenger RNA. It is a transcript of the gene RpL35, whose product is annotated as ribosomal protein L35. Gene Ontology annotation, cellular component: ribosome; cytosolic large ribosomal subunit. The transcript is spliced from 3 exons. The record is from RefSeq and is a predicted model, not a curated record. Lineage: Eukaryota; Metazoa; Arthropoda; Insecta; Hymenoptera; Apidae. The coding region runs from base 104 to 475 and encodes 123 amino acids. Gene Ontology annotation, biological process: maturation of LSU-rRNA from tricistronic rRNA transcript (SSU-rRNA, 5.8S rRNA, LSU-rRNA); translation. Gene Ontology annotation, molecular function: structural constituent of ribosome; mRNA binding.
AGCAACGUUUUCAUGAGUGAGCGCUGGUUCGAUUCUAUUUAACUCAUUGAUCAGCGGUCUCCCGCCUCGUGUUCUUUUUCCGUCGAAGAGCAGCAGCCGCAAGAUGGGUAAAGUUAAGUGUUCCGAUUUAAGGACGAAAGAUAAACAUGAGCUGCUCAAGCAGCUCGAAGAGCUCAAAACAGAGCUGACGAACCUCCGGGUGGCAAAGGUGACCGGCGGUGCUGCCUCGAAACUUUCGAAAAUCCGAGUGGUGAGGAAGGCCAUAGCUAGGGUAUACAUUAUUAUGCACCAGAAGCAGAAGGAGAACCUCCGUCUGUUAUACAAAAACCACAAGUACAAGCCGUUGGACUUGAGGCCGAAGAAGACCAGGGCGAUGAGGAGGGCGCUGACGCCACACCAAGCGAAGAAGAAGACCACUAAAGAAAUACGCAAACGUUCUGCCUUCCCUCCGAGGAUGUAUGCUUUGAAGGUGUAAGGUACAAAGCAGAAUACUUUAAAAUAAAGAUUUUCUAAAAAUUC